Aspergillus tanneri is the source of this 684-nucleotide messenger RNA. Its product is annotated as class I SAM-dependent methyltransferase. The record is from RefSeq and is a predicted model, not a curated record. The transcript has a single exon. Bases 1 to 684 code for a protein of 227 amino acids. Lineage: Eukaryota; Fungi; Ascomycota; Eurotiomycetes; Eurotiales; Aspergillaceae.
AUGAUAAACGAUAUUGCCCAAUUCUACGACUCUAUAGCCAACAUUUAUGACAAUGGAUUUGCCCAUAACCAGGGACUCCUCGACUUCAUUGAACGUGUGAAACCCCAUCUACCACGGUCUGCCCAUAUCCUCGAUAUUGGAUGCGGCACUGGACACCCUGUGUCCACGACACUGGCCGCGUCAGGUCACCGGAUCACCGGUGUUGACCUCUCCCCCGCUAUGGUCGCUCUCAGUCAAGAGCGGGUGCCCGAGGGUCGCUUCGUCGUUGCUGACAUGCGAGAGUACGAGCACUCUGUUGCGGAGGAUCAGCCGGAUGCUAUUUUCAGCGUAUUCGCGAUGUUCCGGCUGGGUCGGGAGGAGAUUGAAGAGCUCGUUAAAAAAUGGGCCAGUUGGCUGAACGUGAAUGGCCUACUGUGCAUCGCGACUAUGGCUGCCGACGACUGUGAUCCAGAGAAGAUCGCGAAUGGCUAUGAUAUAGAUGGUCUUUGUGCUCGUGCUGUAAGGCAGCAAUUCAUGAAGAAAGAGGUAUUUCAUACCUUGUUCACGCGGCGUGGGUGGACCGAGAUCCUACACCAAAAUGGCUUGGAAGAGCUUGAUGUGCGGUCAGCCCUGUUUGUGCCACCCAAAUCCAUGAGCACAAGCAACGCGAAUUUCUACUAUAUUAUCGCUCGCAAGCGAGUGUGA